Nematocida parisii ERTm1 is the source of this 216-nucleotide messenger RNA. RefSeq lists its product as uncharacterized. Lineage: Eukaryota; Fungi; Microsporidia. The transcript has a single exon. The record is from RefSeq and is a predicted model, not a curated record. Bases 1 to 216 code for a protein of 71 amino acids.
AUGAACAUAAAUAUUUUGGGUUCAUUCUUACCAGGCCUAUUAAAUGAAAAAGUAGCAGUUAAAAUUGCAACAGGAAAGGUAUACACAGGAAUACUAGAAGGAUUUGAUUCUAGAAUGAACAUACUUAUUUCCAAAUGCAUGAUAAACAAUUGUUCCAACAGAGUACUAAUUAGAUGUAGUAGCAUAGUUAGUGUAUCAAAUGAGAGUGUUCAUUGA